AUGUCGUACUACCAGCAGCAGCAAGUCUACGGCGGUGCUCCGGCCGUGGCUGCCCCGUACGGACAGGCGACGGGGAGCGGCUACCAGGGCGUGGCUGGAUACAGCGGCCACGAGACGUACGGCCAGUCGUACGACAACUACGGACAGGCGCAGAACUCACAAGAGACAUACGACGCCUACCAGGCACAGGAUCCCGCCGCCCAGGCCUACCAGGAGCCAGCGGAGCAGCUUCCUGCCGCAGCGGGCCCCGAGAACGGGGAGCCGCGGAUGGCGGUGUGCGCGCCUGUGGCGCAGGUGCAGUCCGUGCUGGGCGACUACGACCGCGACGCCGCCGCGGCCAUCUUCGCGCGGCUCUCCAAGCUCCAGCAGCCCGAGGCCGACGCGCCGCAGGACUCCGGGGAGCUCGCCGCCGCGCACAAGCAGCUCCAGGACGAGGUCAGGGCGCUGCGUGCGCAGCAGGCGGAGGCGGACGCUGCGCGUGCAGAGGUGCAGUCGCUGCGCGCGCAGCUGCAGGCGGCGCAGAGCGGCGGGGACGCCGGGCAGGGGGCGGAUCUCGCGCAGCUGCAGGAGGAGCGGGCGCGGCUGCAGGAGCAGGUGGCGGACCUGCAGCAGCGGUUGGAGGUGUACGAGGGCGACAUGGGGCCAGCGUCGGCGAUCGACGGGGAGGGGGCGUACAGCCAGGGCGGGCAGGGGGACUACGCGGGGUACGAGCAGGGGGAGUACCAGGGGGAGUGGGGCGCGGGCGGGGAGGCGGACGAGUGGAACCUGUGA
This is a messenger RNA of Pedinophyceae sp. YPF-701, 771 nucleotides long. The record is from the annotation of a GenBank genome assembly. Lineage: Eukaryota; Viridiplantae; Chlorophyta; Pedinophyceae.